Dentiscutata erythropus is the source of this 164-nucleotide messenger RNA. The record is from the annotation of a GenBank genome assembly. NCBI's taxonomy places the organism in Eukaryota, Fungi, Glomeromycota, Glomeromycetes, Diversisporales, Gigasporaceae.
UAUCCAUAUACUCCAGCACAUGUUACAAAACCGAAAGAGCAAAAAAAGAUCUUUUUGGUUCAUCUUCCUGAAAAGAAGAUCUUAUCUGUUCCUAAAAAUAUGAAAUUGCUCGCUGUUCCAUUAUUUGAACUCUAUGAUAAUGCACAACGUUAUGGUCCACAAUU